This is a messenger RNA of Monoraphidium neglectum, 942 nucleotides long. Its product is annotated as 60S acidic ribosomal protein P0. The transcript has 5 exons. Gene Ontology annotation, molecular function: structural constituent of ribosome; large ribosomal subunit rRNA binding. The coding region runs from base 1 to 942 and encodes 313 amino acids. NCBI's taxonomy places the organism in Eukaryota, Viridiplantae, Chlorophyta, Chlorophyceae, Sphaeropleales, Selenastraceae. The record is from RefSeq and is a predicted model, not a curated record. Gene Ontology annotation, cellular component: cytosolic large ribosomal subunit. Gene Ontology annotation, biological process: ribosome biogenesis; ribosomal large subunit assembly; cytoplasmic translation.
AUGCCUUCCGCCACCAAGCUCGAGAAGAAGGAGGCGUACCACGCCCGCCUCUGCGAUUACCUGGACACCUACGAGAAGGCGUUCAUCGUCCAUGCUGACAAUGUGGGCUCCAAGCAGUUCUCCGACAUCCGCGCGGCGCUGCGCCCGGAGAGCCUCAUCCUGAUGGGCAAGAACACGAUGAUGAAGCGCUCCAUCCGCCUCUACUGCGAGGAGAAGGAGGACGACAGGUGGGCGCCGCUGCUGGAUGAGCUGGUCGGCAACGUCGGCAUCAUCUUCACCAAGGCCGACCUCGCCUCGGUCAAGGACGAGAUCGCCAAGUACAAGGUCGGCGCGCCCGCGCGCGUGGGCCUCGUCGCCCCCAACGACGUGACCAUCCCCGGUGGCGGCACCGGCAUGGACCCCUCCCAGACGUCCUUCUUCCAGGCCCUCAACAUCGCCACCAAGAUUAACAAGGGUACGAUCGACAUCGUGAACGACGUGCACCUGAUCAAGGCCGGCGACAAGGUCGGCGCCUCCGAGGCGGCGCUGCUGGGCAAGCUGGGCAUCAAGCCCUUCAAGUACGGCCUGGAGAUCCUCAAGGUGUACGAGAACGGCUCGCUCUUCGACGCCGCCGUGCUGUCCAUCACCGACGAGGCGCUGCUCGGCAGCGCGGCGGCGGCGCUGGCCAACGUGGCGGCGCUGUCGCUGGCGGCCAACUACCCCACGCUCGCGUCGAUCCCGCACAGCGUGGUCAACGGCUACAAGAACGUGCUGGCCAUCGCCGUGGAGACCGAUUACUCGUUCCCCCUGGCCGACAAGGUCAAGGCCUACCUCGCCGACCCCAGCGCCUUCGCGUCCGCCGCGCCCGCCGCGUCGGGCGAGCCCGCCGCCGCGGCGCCCGCCAAGAAGGAGGAGCCGUCCGAGGAGGAGGAGGAGGACAUGGGCUUCUCCCUCUUCGACUAG